AUGCCGCUCUUCAGCUUGUCGCAUGUCCUCCUAACACCCCCCAAGACACCAAGGAACGUGUUUUUUCCCUGGCAAACAAUGGCAGUCCACCUGAGCGGUGCGUUCUUGGAAGCCCGUCGCUUGGCACUUCGUGUGCCUGUCAAUCUGACAAAGCCAGAGAUCAAGGCUUACUUGCAGUCUCUCUAUGGGGCGAAGGUCCUCAAAGUAAACACGCUCAUCAAAGUGCCCGAAAGGAGGAGAAAUCUCGAUGACAAGAGGCGAGAGGAUUUACGACUCCAUCCAACAAACCGCGAAGACACCGCGGUUACUCCUGAAGCCCCCGAUAUCCGACUGCCGUUUCGCCAUGAUGGAGUGUACAGCUGCACUUUUAAGCCGAGCGAAGUUCCCCGCCAGGCUUCCACGCGGGUGAGUUGGUGA
Cyclospora cayetanensis is the source of this 417-nucleotide messenger RNA. RefSeq lists its product as uncharacterized. The transcript has 3 exons. Gene Ontology annotation, biological process: mitochondrial translation. The coding region runs from base 1 to 417 and encodes 138 amino acids. Gene Ontology annotation, molecular function: structural constituent of ribosome. The record is from RefSeq and is a predicted model, not a curated record. NCBI's taxonomy places the organism in Eukaryota, Apicomplexa, Conoidasida, Eucoccidiorida, Eimeriidae. Gene Ontology annotation, cellular component: mitochondrial large ribosomal subunit; ribosome.